This is a messenger RNA of Heterocephalus glaber (naked mole-rat), 5377 nucleotides long. It is a transcript of the gene Lrch1, whose product is annotated as leucine rich repeats and calponin homology domain containing 1. Gene Ontology annotation, molecular function: protein binding. Lineage: Eukaryota; Metazoa; Chordata; Mammalia; Rodentia; Bathyergidae. The record is from RefSeq and is a predicted model, not a curated record. Gene Ontology annotation, cellular component: cytoplasm.
AGGGGAGAGCGGCGAGAGGAGGGCGCGGGCGAGGAGACACAUGCGCGCUGCCGCCGCUGCCGCUGCAGUCCGCAGCUUCCCGGGGACAGGAAACCUUCACAGCCCAGCUGCGCUGCCACCUCCGGGUCCGCGCCCCGCUCGGCGUGCCCGCCCGCAGCCUGCUCCCGCUCUCCGGCGUCCUCCGGGCGGGCACGGCGUGGAUUCCGUCCGAGCCCAGGCUUCGUGCCGAGGAAAGCUGUGACCCCCCCCCCGCGGAGCGGCGGGGCGGGCCGGGGCGGGGGGGCCUGGGAGAAGAUGGCGACGCCGGGAAGCGAACCCCAACCUUUCGUCCCUGCCCUCUCCCUAGCGACUCUGCACCCACAUCAUCAUCCGCACCACCACCACCACCAUCACCACCACCACGGAGGGACGGGAGCCAGCGGAGGGGCGGGCGGCGGCGGCGGCGGCGGCGGGGGGGCCUUCAACCUGCCCUUGAACCGGGGUCUGGAGCGCGCGCUGGAGGAAGCGGCCAACUCCGGGGGGCUGAACCUGAGUGCCAGGAAGCUGAAGGAAUUUCCCAGGACCGCUGCCCCCGGGCACGACCUUUCGGACACGGUGCAGGCAGAUUUGUCUAAAAACAGACUGGUUGAAGUUCCAAUGGAAUUGUGCCAUUUUGUAUCACUGGAAAUUCUUAAUCUGUAUCACAAUUGUAUCAGAGUCAUUCCUGAGGCCAUUAUUAAUCUGCAGAUGCUGACCUACUUAAACUUGAGUCGAAAUCAGCUGUCUGCCCUGCCUGCCUGCCUGUGUGGUCUGCCUCUCAAAGUCUUAAUCGCAAGUAACAACAAGCUCGGAUCACUACCGGAAGAGAUAGGUCAGCUCAAACAGUUAAUGGAGUUGGAUGUCAGCUGCAAUGAGAUCACAGCGUUGCCCCAGCAGAUAGGCCAGUUAAAGUCUCUCCGAGAACUGAAUGUCAGAAGAAAUUACCUUAAAGUUUUACCACCAGAAUUAGUAGAUCUUCCCUUGGUAAAGUUUGACUUUUCCUGCAACAAAGUGCUUGUGAUCCCGAUAUGUUUUAGAGAGAUGAAGCAGCUGCAAGUGCUACUGCUUGAGAACAACCCUCUCCAGUCUCCUCCAGCUCAGAUUUGCACAAAGGGCAAAGUGCAUAUAUUUAAGUAUCUGAGCAUACAAGCAUGCCAGAUCAAGACAGCUGACUCCCUUUAUCUCCACACCAUGGAGAGGCCACAUUUACACCAGCAAGUGGAAGACAGCAAGAAGGAUUCUGAUUCGGGAGUUGGAAGUGAUAAUGGAGAUAAGCGAUUAUCUGCCACUGAGCCUUCUGAUGAAGAUGCUGUCAGCCUCAGUGUGCCAAUGUCAAAUAUCAUGGAAGAAGAGCAGAUCAUCAAGGAGGAUGGGUGCCAUCGCCUUACCCCACCUGCAGGGGAAUUUCAUCAGGAAUUUCAACCAGAGCCUUCCCUCUUGGGUGCCAACAACAACUCAGGACAAGAAAGAGACCAGUUUGCUGAUGGAGCAGAUGUUCUCCACUCAGGAUUUAUGAACUAUAUUAAGGACAGGGCAGAAGUCUGUGAAGAGCUGUUACGGAUAGAGGAGGACGCACACUGGCAGACAGAAGGAAUAAUAAGUUCAUCCAAAGAUCAGGACAUGGAUAUAGCAAUGAUUGAGCAGCUGAGAGAAGCAGUAGAUUUGCUGCAAGAUCCCAAUGGAUUAAGCACAGAUAUUACAGAAAGAAGUGUUUUAAAUCUGUAUCCUAUGGGAGCAGCAGAAGACUUAGAAUUACCAGAUUCUGCACUAAAUGGUCAAAUAGAGCUGGAGACAUCUCCGGUGUGUGAGGUGCAAAAUGACCUAACGUUGGAGAGUAAUGGAAGCCAGUAUUCUCCAGAUGAGAUGAGAGAGAACUCGCCCACAGUCUCUCCUACCAUUAACAGCACAGCUCCAUUUGGCCUGAAGCCUCGAUCAGACCUCAUUCUCCCUCCUAUCUCCUUCAACAAACUUACACAGGCACAAACAUGGGACAACUCUAGCUACAGUGUUCCCUCUGAAGGAGACAGUGACAAUGUGUUUCUAAGACCUCAGAGAAAUCUGGAAUCCAUAGACCCACAGUUUACUAUUCGGAGAAAAAUGGAACAGCUACGAGAAGAAAAAGAACUGGUGGAACAACUCCGUGAGAGCAUAGAGAUGAGACUGAAGGUCACUCUUCAUGAAGACCUGGGAGCCGCACUCAUGGAUGGUGUUGUGCUCUGCCACCUGGUCAAUCACAUCCGCCCACGGUCUGUUGCCAGUAUCCAUGUACCCUCCCCGGCAGUUCCCAAACUUAGCAUGGCUAAAUGCAGAAGAAAUGUGGAAAACUUUUUAGAAGCAUGCCGAAAACUAGGAGUACCAGAGGCUGAUCUCUGCUCUCCGUUUGACAUCCUGCAGUUGGAUUUUCGUCACAUUCAAAAGACUGUUGACACUCUGCUGGCACUCGGGGAGAAACCCCCACAAUCAACUUCUGCCCUCCGCACCAGGGACCUUAUAGGCUUCUGUCUUGUCCAUGUUCUCUUUAUAGUGCUGAUCUGUAUCACUUACCACUGGAAUGCUCUGUCCGCCUAACGUCUGCAUGUGCAUCCAAAUGCUCUGCUCUGGCUCCCUGGUCCAUUACAGGCUCCUUGCUCCAUUUGAGCCUUGCCUUGCACACUCCCAUCCAUCAUCUCUUCAGUCCUCUCUUGACUUUUGAAGCUGAAUAUUUACAAACCAGAUUUUUCCAGAAGCACAAACUUUGUAGAAUGCAGUUCAUAUUCUGUAAUUUCUCUCCCUCACUAAAAAACAACAGUAAUAACAAAAUGUGCCCAUACCUCAUUCUCCAUCCUCCAGUGUCAGCAGCAGUGUCAUACGGGUCCUCUUCCCUGUCCCAUGAGCUUCUGCUGCGCUGAGCAAGGAGAAGAGAGCUCCAGGACAGGAACAGAUGAGAUAUAGCACAUGGAAACCAAACCACUUAGCUCCAUUCCUUAUUUGGGGCUGGGCAUUUGAAGUAAGCAUUUGCAUUACCUUGCGAAGGAGGCAAGAAACUAACAUGUCCCAAUUUGAUCUAUAAAAAUCUUUGAUGAUACCACUGUUGACCAAAUUGAAAGUAUGAUCUGGAGGGUGAGUGCUAGCUGGCCAUUUAGUUGAAUUCCUCCCGUUUUCCUUCAAAGGGAUCACCGACAAGGACCAGGGAGGGCCACCACCGACUUGCUCUCUCCUAGGCAGGAGUACUCUAAGGAGGGAGGUGCCUUCCUGCUAAAGUGCCACCUGGAGGAAUCGCUUACACACCCAUUUCUGUAUAUUUGUGCUUCUUCCUUGUUAGGUCUACCCUGAUACUCUAAAUAAAGCACUUUCCAGAAGUGAUUUCUAUUUUUGAAUAAAGUAAUGGAUCAUUUUGCUUUUUGCUACAUCACAUAGUAACUGCAGGUCCAGAAUAUGAUGGACUGUAUGCAUUUUCAAAUAAAGCCAUGAGUCAUGGAACAUUCUUGGUCCUGGGGUUUGGGUUACUAUGGCAGGAGCCAAUAAUAAGAUUGCUUUUAUUUUAGAAAAAUGUACUUUCUCUAAUUACUUGAAAUUUCCAUUUAACCUUUGAUUUCCAGUGAUACUAGCUAGCAAACUGCUUUAUUUUUAAAUUAGAUUAAAGUUAUGUAUCAGCUAUCUCCACUUUUGGAGCAAUGUGACGAAUUUGAAAAGUUAGAAUCUUACCUAACCCAAGAUAUUUCUGGAUUUGGGGAUGUCUACAAUAUAAGAAGACCCUGCUCCAGGGUCCAGGGUCAAGCCAGUCUCUAUCCUUCAUUUUAUGAUGUUCCUUAGGUUGGGAGGAUGAUGGAGUUAAUUUCCUCAGUAUAAAUUAUUAGUUUACUGAGGUGCAAACACACGUCAGACAUGGCUACUAAGAUGUUAAUCUUAUUUUUCUGAACAUUUUCAUGAAUCCAGGGAAUUUGAGAUUAUUUGAAAAUCCCACAUAUAGUUAAAAUAAUAUAUUUAUAUAAGAUUUCUUGCUGCUAAAUCAGAUAAGAUUUUUUAACAGGAAGCAUUCUUUCUAUGAUAAUGUGUUAUCUGAGCUUUUUCCUCCUGUCUUAAUGGUGAUUAGUGAAAUACAGGGUAUGUAGAAGUUAUUUAACCUCAGUUGUAUUUAUAUAACCCACAUAUGUACAGUACUGAAUUGCCUUUGGUGCUAUCUUGUACUCGUCAAUCUGUAACAAUAAAAUCCCUUUGUACAAUGUCUGAUGAGCACCCUGAGACAUAAGUUGCUUAAUAAACAUGUUUUGGAUGAUUACAGUUUUAUUGGCCCAUUGAUAUAUUUAUUCACUGCACCCAGAGUAGCAUUUCCACCCAGGUCUGCCAUGCAUAGAGGCUUCCUUUUAAUGGUCACCAUUGUUGGGUUUCCCCACUUCUUUAUGAGUGGAAAUGGGGAGAAAGAGUGAGCUUAACAGGGUUGCCACCUGAAAGAAAAUACUAGAAAUAAAAACUGAGUAGAAAACCACGUAAGGUUAAAUUUUCAGGUUGAAGUGAUAUAGUUCUCUAGCUAUGUUUAUAUGUCAAUUCUGGCAUCCACAGGACUCUUUGGGCACAUUUUCAUUUUUCAUGUCACUGAUCUAUCUGUAUGCUAAUGUGCUGCAGUUCUUGGGAUUUGCUGGAUGCUGUUUUUCCAUUAAGUAGUAUGGUAACUAACAGAACACAAUUAAUUCUGCCCUUUAGGCCAAACUGUGAGUGAACUGCUCUGCCCAUUUCCAAGCCAUUAAUUUCUGUUCAGAAUAAUAAGUCUCUCUAAGGUUCUUCUUCAAGGUACCCAUGCACCAGUUCAUGCACCAGUGUGGUGCCACCUUUGCAGCCUGACUGGGGACAGCUGCUGACCUAAUAUAAAGGCUGAGAGUUGGCAGAGGAUUCAGUUAUACAGCUUACUAUGCAUACAAAGUCUCCAUCUUCUCACAAAAAAAUACCAUUGUAUCAGUACUUCCUUCUAAUACCUGAUAUAAAGAGAGAACUAUUGAUUGACAGUUUCUUUUUGACAUAGCCGUCUGUGUUCUCUUUCUCGACGUCCUCCAGUUGGUGGCAACUCUCCAUUCAGUGUCGGGAGUUCCUAAAUUUGUGACAACUUUUUUCUACUACUUCUUUUGCUUUAUGGACCUCUGGUUCAUAUGCACUUCAUUUUCCUUAGUGAGAGACACUCAGGAAAUGAGGCUGGUGAAGGAAUCCCAAAGACAGCAGAGUUUUUGUCAAUGAAGAGUAGAUAAAGGCAGUUUGUAUCUUGAUGCUAUUUGUUUGUUUACAAUUUUUAAUUAAUUUAUCUUUAAAGCCCACAUCAGUCACAGUGUGAGUCAUAUCAGGAUGAAGGGUGUUUCACUCAUGGGGAAAAGUGGAGAUGAUAUUAUUACUA